This is a messenger RNA of Dissoconium aciculare CBS 342.82, 1964 nucleotides long. RefSeq names its product Prephenate dehydrogenase. NCBI's taxonomy places the organism in Eukaryota, Fungi, Ascomycota, Dothideomycetes, Mycosphaerellales, Dissoconiaceae. Gene Ontology annotation, biological process: L-tyrosine biosynthetic process. The record is from RefSeq and is a predicted model, not a curated record. Gene Ontology annotation, molecular function: prephenate dehydrogenase (NAD+) activity; NAD+ binding; prephenate dehydrogenase (NADP+) activity. The transcript is spliced from 5 exons. Bases 203 to 1501 code for a protein of 432 amino acids.
CUUCAUCUUCACCUCAUCAUUCAUUCAUUCAUUCCUUCUUCACUUCUUUAUAUUCUACUCCACAUUGCUCUAUCGUAGUGCGACCAGCCGAUCUUCGCUCGUGCGGGCCUUGAUCUCUCCGUUAGGUUCGUUCCCUCGUGCAGCGGCUUCACCAUUGUGAGCGCGCGGCCCAUGCUGGGUUCGCGAUCCAUCUACCGCCAUCAUGGGAGAUGCCAUUGUAGGCAUCAUUGGGAUGGGUGAUAUGGGCAAGAUGUAUGCCCGUAAACUCAGCGCAGCAGGUUGGAAGGUACACGCGUGUGAUUUACCGGAUCGAUACGAAGAACUCAAAAAGGAAUUCGCCGAUCAAAAAAAUAUUGAAAUCUUCCCCAAUGGCCAUUCCGUCUCCCGCAGCAGUGACUGGAUCAUGUACAGCGUAGAAGCCAAAAACAUCGACGCCGUCGUCGCCCGAUACGGCCCCUCGACCAAACAGGGCGCCAUCGUCGGUGGUCAAACCUCGACCAAAGCCCCCGAGAUCGCGGCGUUUGAGAAACAUCUCCCCUCGGACGUCCAGAUCGUGACCUGCCACUCCCUCCACGGGCCCGGCGUCAACCCCAAAGGCCAACCCCUGGUGAUCAUCAACCACCGCGGCACGCCGGCCGCGGCCGCCCUGGUCGAACGCAUCCUCUCCUGCCUGGAGCCGAAGUUCGUGCGCAUCUCGGCGGAGAUGCACGACCGCAUCACGGCCGACACCCAGGCCGUCACCCACGCCGCCUUCCUCUCCAUGGGCACGGCGUGGCAGGCCAACGAGCAGUUCCCGUGGGAGCUCGGCCGGUACACCGGCGGGAUCGAGAACGUCAAGAUCAACCUCAUGCUGCGGAUCUACAGCAACAAGUGGCACGUCUACGCCGGCCUCGCCAUCCUCAACCCCAGCGCCAAGGCCCAGCUGAGGCAGUACGCGCGGAGCGUGACGGAGCUGUUCAAGCUCAUGCUGGCGGGCGACGCGGCGGGGCUCCGGGCCCGGGUGUACGCGGCCCGGGAGGCCGUCUUCGGCAAGGAGGAGGAGACCGGCCAGGAGCUCCUGUUGGACGAACAGCUCCUGGAUCGCUUCAGCCUGGGCGAGAAGCCGGCGAUGCGCGUCAAGAACAACCACCUCAGCCUGCUGGCCAUGGUGGAUUGUUGGUGGAAGUUGGGCAUCGUGCCGUACGAUCAUAUGAUCUGUUCGACGCCGCUCUUCCGGCUCUGGCUCGGGAUCACCGAGUACGUCUACCGCAACGAGGACGUGCUGGCGGAAUGCCUCGACACCGCCAUCACCGAUGACACAUUCCGCUCGGACGACCUGGAGUUUACCUUCGCCGCCAGGGACUGGGCCGAACGCGUCGCCCUCGGCCACAUGGACGCCUACCGCGACAAGUUCGAGCGCAUCCAGACCUACUUCGCCCCGAGGUUCGCCGAGGCGACCAAGCUGGGCAAUGAGAUGCUCAAGACGGUCGAGGAACACCUCGAGGGUCGGAAGCAGAAUUAGUGGUUUGGCCGACAAGACGACUUUUUUGGGAUAUGUGUCCUUCGAGGCGGCCGUGUUUUUCUAUCGGUGGUAUGAUAUUUCUCUCUCCCUCCCCCUCUCUCCCUCUGCUCGUUUGUUUGGGAACGGUGCAUGGAUGGUUGUCGCGGGAAACGGCAGAAGGGAACAAGCAAGCAAGGAUGUCAUCGGAUCGGAAGCUGGAGAUGGAACUGGAGAUGAAUUAUGAUUACAGAUAAAUGUCGAUCGGGUACGAAAAUGGACACGCAGCCCUUUUGUUUCCGAUCAUCAUCGGAUUACAGAAUUCGUUCGUGCUCUGAUUUUUGCGGUAGACCUCCUUCGCUACUGGGAUCAACAUCUCGCGACCCAAGAUCGGGCCGCCUCCCAGAAUUCCACCCGUGAAAAGUGAUGGGGUUGGUACUUCCGGCACAGACGUAUUGUUACAAUCUCCUUCCUCCUUCUCUGGCAC